CUUUUAGGGUUUUAGGUGUUUAGGGUGCACCUCAGCAUUGCGCCACCAUGCUCAGCAGGCAGCUGGGCGCAGAACUUCAAUAAGCAAGUGAAGGGGCGCCCAAAGGGCAACUCUGUUGCAGGUUUAUUGCUCCUUUCCAUAGCAUUGUCAGCAGCAUUUGAGGGGCCGGCCCGAGCUGGCCCAAGUUAGCAGCAAGCGGACUGACGUCAGCCCAAGCGCCAAUUGAAUACAUCUUUGUGGAUAGUGCCAUCAACUGAGAACAGUUUCUUCUUAGCUGCAAUCUGCGCGCUUAAGUGGAGAGGUUCGAGAAGAGCUACCGGGCAGCAAAGUGGGCCGCUUGAAAAUGACGACAAUCAGAAAGUUUACAUGUGAUGACCUUUUCAAAUUCAACAAUGUCAACUUGGACAAGCUAACCGAGACCUACAACUUGCAGUUUUACCUCUCUUAUCUUGCGCGGUGGCCAGAGUACUUCUUGGUGGCAGAAGGGCCGGGUGCCCAAAUGAUGGGCUACAUCAUGGGCAAGGUCGAGGGAGAGGGUGACCUGUGGCACGGACACGUGACUGCGGUGACGGUGGCACCCAAUUACCGGCGGCAACAGCUGGCGAAGAAGCUCAUGUUCCUGCUGGAGGAGAUCACAGAGAAGAUGCACAACGGCUACUUUGUUGACCUUUUCGUGCGAGAAUCAAACACGGUGGCAAUCGACAUGUAUAAAAAGCUGGGGUACGUCUGUUAUCGGAGAGUCAUAAAGUACUACUCUGGGGAGGAGGAUGCUUGGGAUAUGCGGAAGGCUAUGCGACGAGAUAAAGAAAAGAGAUCCAUGAUACCUUUGGACAGGGCGAUUCACCCAGAAGAGCUUGAGCACGAUUAGCGUCCGAUUGUCCAGUCGAAGUAUCGCCACCAAUCGUAGAGCAUUCGGAGGUGCCCUCUUUAUCGAUUCAUGAAGUUAUGGACUCGGUAAUGUCCGUUCGGCCGGUGCGCAGUCAGCAUAAAUCCCUUCGAGAUGGACCACGAUGUCGGACUGAGACUACAUUCGAAGUUCCUGUUGAACACAAUCUGAGUUUGAGCUGCUUAUUGACAUAUGGACCUGGACGCAGCAGGCUACGCACAGGAUGGUUAACCUGCAUUGCAGCUCGUCGCCGAUAUUGUGUCUAGAUUUUGACGCGUGCAGCUUGGACUCAUCCUUCAUUUGUAUUGUGUACUGUCACCGUCCGUCGAGUCAAUCUUAUAUAGAUACUAGCUUCCUCGAUUUCCUAAAAACCGCUAUAAUUUCAAACUACAAGACCGUUGUAGCUGGCAACACUACCGCCUGAGUG
This is a messenger RNA of Klebsormidium nitens, 1313 nucleotides long. The record is from the annotation of a GenBank genome assembly. Lineage: Eukaryota; Viridiplantae; Streptophyta; Klebsormidiophyceae; Klebsormidiales; Klebsormidiaceae.